AUGGCGCAAAAAAAAGCAAGUCAAAGCGAACUAGAAAAUUUAACCUCCCCAGAAAUAAAAAAAAUUAUCGAAAAUAUCACUAAGGAAUACGGCGAAGGGAUCAUUACUACCUUGGGAGAAAGUAAAUUUAAAGACCAGCCUACUUUAUCCACUGGAAGUAUCAUUUUAGACCAUGAAACCGGAGGUGGGUAUCCCCUGGGAAGAAUUGUUGAAAUUUAUGGAGAAAAUUCCAGCGGGAAAACUACUUUAGCCCUGCAUGCCAAUAUUGGGGUAGAUAUUGAUGGAUUGUUGGUUCUUCGCCCUCGUCAUGGCGAGGAAGCUUUUAAAUUAGUAACUGAUUUUAUUCGGGGUGGUGCAGGUCUAAUUGUUAUCGAUUCGAUAGCCCCCUUAAUACCGCUUGAAUUAUUAGGAAAUUGGGAAAGACCACCUAUUGGUGCUCAUGCUAAAAUGUUAAAUAACGGUUUAAGACAAAUUAACCACGAAAUGACUAACCGCGAAACAAUUAUAAUUUUUAUUAAUCAGAUUCGCUACAAAAUACCAACUGGCUUCACUUUUGGUAAUCCAGAAACUACCACUGGAGGAGCAUCUUUGCCUUACUAUGCCAGUUUACGAAUAAAGUUAAAAAAUAAAAAGGAGGAAGUCGAAAAGGGAGGAAAAUAUAUCGGAAUUAAAAUUUGUGCUUGGGUUUUAAAAAGGAGGGCGAUUCUUUCUCAAGUUUCUUCCAAAGAUAAAAAAAAACCUACUGAUAUUGAAUUAAUGUUCGAAGGUGGUAUCCAAAAAGAACGAGAAAUUUUUGACUUGGCUACUGAAUUAAAUAUCAUUCAAAAAAGCGAAAACCCCGAACUUUAUCAAAAAAUUGAACAAGAGGUGUUUGAAACCAUUAAUGCCGAUAAAUAA
Messenger RNA from Funneliformis geosporum, 897 nucleotides. Lineage: Eukaryota; Fungi; Glomeromycota; Glomeromycetes; Glomerales; Glomeraceae. The record is from the annotation of a GenBank genome assembly.